CUUCCGCCGUCCAUCCGCCUGAUACUAACUUGAUACGUUGACAGCGGCUUUCCCGCGCGCAAUAUGUCAUGUUUUUUUUUCCAGAGGGGUUGAGACUACGAACACAAGAUACAAACAGCCAAUUAACGUAGGGGCGGACGACUGCACUUAACUGAUAGUCAUUUAGUCACCAACACUACCCUGCAAGGGUGAAAGGCUCGUCCGAAAAUGGGCUCGAAAAUCAUAUGUUGCCAUCGCGCAUGUGUCCGUUUAAUUUAAUUAGUGGAAAAUUUAUUUUGUGUUACUGUGAUUUUGUGAUGUGUUUCAAUAUAUUUAUUGUUCGCAAUAAUUGGAUUAUUUUGGAUUUUUUCUUGAAAAAGGGAUGGCCAAGCGUCGGAAGCUGUGAUCCCGCCCCUGCGCGGCGCCCUGCGCCAUGGACUGCUACGUGCCCAACAACCCGCAGUUCCUGGGCUGCUGCCACGCGCUGUGCUGCGACCCGCUGCAGCCGUGCCACUGCGACGCGCUGCGCGACCUGCCCGACGACUGCUGUCAGCAAGAAGCCGAGAACUGCUGCCCGGAGAAUGAAGAGGAGCUCAACGCACUGAGCGAGUCCAUCGCUCCGUGCGAUGUGGGGCUGGGCGAUGUGAACGAGCCGAGCUGGCCUGCCGAGGACAUGGGCUCCUUCUCCUUACCACCACUCGAGCUGGAUCCCUUGCCGUCACUGUUCCCGUUCUCGCCGUGUUCUGGUUACAACAGAAACAACGGGGGGGAAUGCCGGGAGCGGGGCGGGGGGGAGGCGGCGGACGUCCUCCUCUCGCUGAAACACGCCGUCGUCCAUGGAGACUGCGCGUCAGAAACUGUGCACCCGCAGAUGGUGGUGAACAGCGGUGGAGGGUACCCGUACUACGAGCACUACGGCGGCGCGCCCCUCUUCCCCACCAUGAGCGUCAACGUCUCCAUGAACAUGACCAUGCACGGAUGUCCGCCUGAUCAGCUCUGCUCACAAGUCCAAUGGAAUCAAAACGCAGCUACCCCCUCAGUAAACGUCGUCUAUCCCCAAACACAAAACGUCAUUCCCACAUCUUACCCAGCUGCCACUUACUCCUUCACAGCAGAUUUUCGACCGCCAAACCAAUCAGACCCCUUAAUAACCGCAACUUCCACUUUCAAACCUUUACAGUUACAAAAUGCCCAAAAGCAAAACCCAAACUAUUUGUUCCAACAAAAGCCAAACUUCUCGAGUCAGAAAAACUUAGGUCCGAUGUUAAAAAGAUCACCCUCGAAAAUGUAUAUGCAAGAACAGAAAGACCAGAUGGGGAACGGAUACAUAUUGAAUCACCAGGGGCAAAUGCAUCAGGAUUUUGGAUAUUCUGCUUGCGUUAAUGCGUCGGGAAAAGUGCAAGUCGGAGCUCUAAGUGGUUGUUCAGAAGACGACGAACAAAAGCCUAACCUUUGUCGGAUAUGUGGUAAAACUUACGCCAGGCCCAGCACUCUGAAAACUCACCUUCGAACGCAUUCAGGGGAACGACCCUACAGAUGUGGCGACUGCAAUAAAAGCUUUUCCCAAGCUGCCAACCUUACGGCUCAUGUUAGAACACAUACGGGACAAAAACCUUUUAGGUGCCCAAUAUGCGAUCGUCGGUUUAGUCAAAGCUCCAGCGUGACGACGCACAUGAGAACACAUUCUGGAGAACGACCUUACCAAUGUCGUUCUUGCAAAAAGGCAUUCUCCGACAGCUCAACGUUGACCAAACAUUUACGAAUACAUUCCGGCGAAAAACCUUACCAAUGUAAACUGUGUUUACUCAGGUUCUCUCAAUCGGGCAACUUAAACAGGCACAUGCGAGUGCAUGGCAACAUGGCGGGCGGCAUGCUCGCCUGACAUUUGUAGUGUUGCGCCAUGCGCUUUUGAACUAAAUCUUGUGAACAUACUCGUAAAGCCAUAGGGUCGUCAUCACUUCAACCGAACCACGGCAUAGGUCUCUCGCACAGAUCACAAAAGACGAUCUAGUACCGCUUGUACCGAUCUAGUUCCGCAGAUUGCGGAAUCUAGGGAGUCACUUCAAAAUUUGAGAUCAUCCAUCUACCUAGUAGGGGAUCCAAGCAGAGCUUUUGAUGGACCAACUAUCUUACUUGGGCCCACCAACCUCUCGGUUGUAUCAGCCGAAUCGCGUAAAGAACCGUCGGUAUAUUGUGCUCUUACCUCUUAGAAUCGCCUUUUUGAUUCCCUAUGCCGAUGCGGGGUCGCCAUUCAAACUAAGCAUUCGAAUAAUUUGGGAUGUCCAACGUGGAUCAUGUCUUCUUGCAAAGAAUAGAUAGGAAAUUAAGAAGCUGACUAGCAAUCUUCGCGAGUUAAAGAAACUAGCAUGUUUAACUUAGGUAGGUAUCACAUGAUAGUUUGAUAUGGCAAGAUAAGAUAUAGAAGAACAAUGGACAUCGUAUAUUUACCUACCGCAACAUGGUAGUGUCAUACAGGUACCUACGAGUACUUCAAAAGUAGGAACGACAUUUUUCCUCAUUUUUCGUAAAACAGGAGCUGAAAAUUUCAAAUUUAACGAACUAUAUUUAUAUCUAAUAUUAGUGUUAUGUAAAUAAUGUGAUUUAAAAGUUAGUUUUUUGUAAAUAUUUAGUUUUAAAUGUAACUAUUUAUUACAUCAUUCUAGUCACCUGCAAGUUUGAAUUUUAGCUUAGCGCGCUGUUUCUGAUAUUAAUAAUAAAUAACUCCAAAUUAAUUAACGUACCAUGUAUUUGACUAAAGAAAUCAAGCUGUCUUUUUUCAGCAGAUAAUAAUAGAAAAAAAAAAACAAUAGCAAAGUUUUUUCAGUUUUUGUACCUACUUAACUCAAAUUGAACCAAUACGCAUUGUUCUAAGGCCGCGAUCACAUCUUUAAGAUUUUACUCAAUUAAAUAUUGCACCUUUAUUAAACUUGCUAAAGUAAAAUUGAUGAAAAAAGAAAUUUUCUCAAAUGAAAUCAACACUGUACCUAAAUAUCUACUAAUAUUUGAACUAUGAAUAAAACCCUCUAAAGCAAGCAUUUUUGUAUCCGUUUAGUCUAAUCUUAUAAUGUAUCUUAAUAAUAUAAAAUUAGGUAGGUACCUACCUACAAAAGUGAUUGAACUCUGAGAAAUUAAGCUAAACAUAAUCAAGUUAUAUUCAGUAUUAUAGAAUUAGUAAAAUGUUUAUAUAUAUUGUAAAAUACCA
Messenger RNA from Maniola jurtina (meadow brown), 3181 nucleotides. Its product is annotated as protein glass-like. Gene Ontology annotation, cellular component: nucleus. Lineage: Eukaryota; Metazoa; Arthropoda; Insecta; Lepidoptera; Nymphalidae. The record is from RefSeq and is a predicted model, not a curated record. Gene Ontology annotation, biological process: regulation of transcription by RNA polymerase II. The transcript has 10 exons. Gene Ontology annotation, molecular function: RNA polymerase II cis-regulatory region sequence-specific DNA binding; DNA-binding transcription factor activity, RNA polymerase II-specific. Bases 413 to 1861 code for a protein of 482 amino acids.